AUUAAAUGUAAACAUUAAGCUUAAGCUAUCUGUUCGAUAAAGAGGAACUUGAGAGAGUCAUAAAUACUGAUAUUUUUAUACCGAAUAUAAUAAUUGUUGCAGCCAACACACACGAUGAGUGUCCUCCGGAAACAGCCGAAUGUUGUCAUUAUCGGCGCUGGAAUGGCGGGAAUAUCAGCGGCACGACGAUUAGUUGAUGCUGGAUUUAGAAAUGUUCUUAUACUUGAGGCUGCCGACAGGAUUGGUGGCCGGAUACACACAGUUCAGUUUGGUGAUGGUAAAUUCCCUGUUGAAUUGGGAGCCAAUUGGAUUCAUGGUCCUACUUUACAAAAUUCAACUUUUCAGAUUGCUGAGGCCAUAGGAGCAUUACAGCCGUAUCGGAUUAACAACAGGAUGAGUUCAAGAUUCUUAAGGGAAGAUGGGGUUGAAAUUAGUAGAGAAAUCAUAAAAGAAGCUUUUCAUAUUUUCAAUCGAGUCCUAGACGAAGUUUAUCGAACAAUUAUAAAUGAGCGAUUAAAACAUGGCCGAAUAAUCACAUUUGCGCCGCUUAUAUUUGAAUCCCUGGAAAAAGAAUUGCAAAAUGUUAAAGCAGACGACAGUUACAUUAAGGAUAUGCAAAAAGCAUUGAAAGCUAUGACAAAUCAUUGCAGGUUUCAUGAAGGGGAUGAACUUGAACGAAUAACCUGGGAAAAACACGAACAGGAGUAUAACAUACCAGAAGGCGGAGAUGUCCACAUCCCUGGCGGAUAUGCCCAGAUAAUUAAUCAUCUUAUGAAAUUAAUUCCAAAGAAAUCACUCAUGUUGAAAAAGGAAGUGGUUGAAAUAUUACGAAGUGAUGAAAUUAUAGAAAUUAAGACCAGAGACGGGUCGACAUUCGAAGCAGAUCAUGUUAUUGUGACGUCAUCAAUUGGUUACUUGAAAAAGCACCACGAAACCCUUUUCAAACCGAAACUUCCUCAAUCCAAAAUUGAUGUACUGACUUCUCUAGAACUGGGACGAGUGAAUAAAAUAUUUUUGGAAUUUGACCAACCAAUAUUAGCACCAACUUAUCGCAGUAUAGCAUUUGCUUGGGAUGACACAUCCAUUAAAAAUGUUCAGAAUGACUGGUAUAAGCGUAUAUUUGGUUUUGAUCAAAUAUUCACAAAGAACAACACUCUUCUUGGGUGGAUUGCUGGUGACGCUGCAGAGUACAUGGAAACGCUGUCAAACGACGAAAUUGGUAAAAUUUGCACAGAGCUUCUUCGUAAAUUCUUGGGCAAUAGAAAUAUCCCAAACCCAAAGGCAGUUUUAGUUUCAAGAUGGUGUAAUAAUCCGUAUGUGCUUGGAUCGUAUUUUCACCAGUCGAAAAGAAUGAUUCCAGGGGAGCAGAUGAUACUAUCUGAACCGAUUACAACGCCACGGUGGACCUUUUAA
Messenger RNA from Ruditapes philippinarum (Manila clam), 1413 nucleotides. RefSeq names its product spermine oxidase-like. The transcript has 4 exons. Bases 115 to 1413 code for a protein of 432 amino acids. Gene Ontology annotation, molecular function: polyamine oxidase activity. The record is from RefSeq and is a predicted model, not a curated record. NCBI's taxonomy places the organism in Eukaryota, Metazoa, Mollusca, Bivalvia, Venerida, Veneridae.